AUGACCAUCGAGAGCGCGGUGCACGCAUGCAAGCCCGUGGAUCAAAACAAAGCGGCAUGCGCAGGGGAUGUGCUCGGCAUCUCCGCCGCCUUUUCGGCUGUAGUUGCCUACCUCUCGGGCGUCGCCUCAAUUUGCCCUGUCCCAGUCAAUGUCAAGGCCAUGUGUGCAAGCGAUAUAGCGGACAUCAAUUACGGCAUUGGCACGCUGGACCUGCGAGCCCGGGCCACAGAGGAGAAGGAGCUGAUCCUCGAAGACCGCAAGUCCAACGCAAUGGCGAUGUGUGUCAUCAACGCGGCUGAAGCCGCUGCUUCCAUCAGGCAUGCAGUGCUUGGCAUCAGGGCAUCCAUUCAUACUUGCUCUCAGGUUGCCCAGGAUGCGAGAGAGGAGCGCGACAUUCCGUCGACGUGCUCGGCAGACAUCAGUCAGGUCUUGCAGCCAUUCUUCCUUGUCAUGGCGUACUUGUCCAAUGCGGCUGCUCUGGGCGGGGACACGCUGAUCGUUGGUGCGGCAUGCGCAAACUGGGUCCUGCCUGUCGUGGCGGGUUUAUCGGAAAUCGCGGCAGGGGCCAGCGGCGCAGCUGGCGACUGCGCCAAAGUCCCCUCGAUGGUCGUCCCCUUAGGCGAGAGUAACAGGGACAGGGGUGCGCGUUGA
Prorocentrum cordatum is the source of this 651-nucleotide messenger RNA. The record is from the annotation of a GenBank genome assembly. NCBI's taxonomy places the organism in Eukaryota, Dinophyceae, Prorocentrales, Prorocentraceae.